This is a messenger RNA of Antechinus flavipes (yellow-footed antechinus), 5645 nucleotides long. RefSeq names its product zinc finger SWIM-type containing 6 (gene ZSWIM6). The transcript has 14 exons. Gene Ontology annotation, molecular function: zinc ion binding. The record is from RefSeq and is a predicted model, not a curated record. NCBI's taxonomy places the organism in Eukaryota, Metazoa, Chordata, Mammalia, Dasyuromorphia, Dasyuridae. Gene Ontology annotation, cellular component: Cul2-RING ubiquitin ligase complex. The coding region runs from base 98 to 3820 and encodes 1240 amino acids.
UCCCCUUACACUCAUCCCGCCCCUCUUUCCCCGGCUCCCUCCUUCUCGCGGGGAAGACUCCGCCUCCUCUGCCCCUACAAGGAGCGACUAGCCCUAGAUGGCGGCGUGGCGUCGCGGCGGCGUGUGCGUGUCGCGCUUCCUCGUGCCGUUUAUAGGGUCCCGGCACUUCCGCUGUGGGGUUAGAAGCUGCGCGGUCAUGGCGGAGCGCGGACAGCAGCCUCCUCCAGCGAAACGGCUCUGCUGCCGGCCCGGAGGCAGUGGAGGUGGGGGCAGUAGCGGCGGCGGCGGCGGCAGCAGCGGCGGCGGUAGUGGGAGUAGCGGCUACAACUCCGCCUGCCGGCCGGGCCAGCGAGCGAGCAACGCGGCUGUGUGUGGGGGUGGCUCAGCGCUGGGGUUGUUACCGCUCGGGAAGACCCAGAGCCCGGAGUCGCUGCUGGACAUCGCGGCGCGUAAGGUGGCCGAGAAGUGGCCGUUCCAGCGGGUGGAGGAGCGCUUUGAGCGGAUCCCAGAGCCCGUACAGCGCCGGAUCGUCUACUGGUCCUUCCCUCGCAGCGAGCGGGAGAUCUGCAUGUACUCGUCCUUCAACACCGGGGGCGGCGCCGGCGGCGGCGGCGGAGAUGAGAGCGGCGGCGGAGGCGGCGGCGGCGGCGGCAGCGUCUCCUCGUCCUCCUCGUCCAACUCGUCCGCCGCUGCCGCCGCCGCCGCCGCCGCCGCUGCCGCCGCCGCCGCCGCCGGGGCGGCUGUGGGGGCCGGCGGAGCCGGGGACAGCGGCGACGAGACCCGGCUGCCUUUCCGCCGGGGCAUCGCGCUGCUGGAGAGCGGCUGCGUCGAUAACGUCCUGCAAGUCGGUUUUCACUUGAGUGGCACAGUGACGGAACCUGCAAUGCAAUCGGAGCCAGAAACUGUUUGCAACGUAGCUAUCAGCUUUGAUCGUUGCAAGAUUACCUCAGUGACCUGUAGCUGUGGAAACAAGGACAUAUUUUACUGUGCCCAUGUUGUGGCACUUUCUUUAUAUCGCAUCCGCAAGCCAGAUCAGGUCAAACUGCAUCUUCCCAUUUCAGAGACUCUCUUUCAAAUGAACAGAGACCAACUACAAAAAUUUGUACAGUAUUUGAUUACAGUGCACCAUACAGAGGUUUUGCCAACCGCUCAAAAAUUAGCAGAUGAAAUUCUUUCCCAGAAUUCAGAAAUCAACCAAGUCCAUGGUGCUCCUGAUCCAACAGCAGGUGCUAGUAUAGAUGACGAAAACUGCUGGCACUUAGAUGAAGAACAGGUUCAAGAACAGGUUAAACUCUUCCUUUCCCAGGGUGGGUACCAUGGAUCAGGGAAACAGCUUAACUUGCUCUUUGCAAAGGUGAGAGAGAUGUUGAAGAUGAGGGACUCGAAUGGCGCUCGAAUGUUGACAUUGAUAACAGAGCAGUUCAUGGCUGACCCCCGUCUCUCACUUUGGAGGCAACAAGGCACUGCAAUGACUGACAAGUAUAGGCAGCUCUGGGACGAACUUGGGGCCUUGUGGAUGUGUAUAGUCUUAAAUCCCCAUUGCAAGUUGGAACAGAAGGCCAGUUGGCUAAAACAGCUGAAAAAAUGGAACAGUGUUGAUGUUUGUCCCUGGGAAGAUGGAAACCAUGGAAAUGAGCUGCCCAAUUUAACCAAUGCUUUGCCUCAGGGUGCAAAUGCCAACCAAGAUUCAUCGAGCAGACCACAUCGGACAGUGUUCACACGGGCCAUUGAGGCAUGCGAUCUUCACUGGCAGGAUAGCCACUUACAGCACAUUAUCAGCAGCGACCUAUACACCAACUACUGUUACCAUGACGACACUGAAAACUCCCUCUUUGACUCUCACGGGUGGCCUCUCUGGCAUGAACAUGUUCCUACAGCAUGUGCAAGAGUAGAUGCAUUAAGAUCUCAUGGAUACCCAAGAGAAGCACUGAGGCUAGCAAUAGCAAUUGUUAAUACGCUAAGACGACAACAGCAGAAACAGCUGGAAAUGUUCCGAACUCAGAAGAAAGAACUGCUUCACAAGGGAAUAACAUCAAUUACCAAUCUAGAAGGUUGGGUUGGUCAUCCAUUAGAUCCCAUUGGUACCCUCUUCAGUAGCCUUAUGGAAGCCUGCAGAGUGGAUGAUGAAAGUUACCCUGGAUUCUCAGAUUUUUCAGAAAAUAUGGGGCAGGGCAAGUCUCUGGAGUACCAGCACCUGCCUGCACACAAGUUCUUGGAAGAAGGGGAAUCAUAUUUAACGCUGGCUGUGGAAGUAGCACUAAUAGGGCUGGGGCAACAGCGGAUCAUGCCAGAUGGAUUGUAUACACAAGAGAAGGUUUGCCGAAAUGAGGAACAGCUCAUUUCCAAGCUACAAGAAAUCGAGUUGGAUGAUACAUUAGUGAAAAUUUUUCGCAAGCAAGCAGUCUUCCUAUUAGAAGCUGGACCAUAUAGUGGUUUAGGAGAAAUCAUUCAUCGAGAGAGUGUUCCAAUGCAUACGUUUGCCAAGUAUCUCUUUACCUCUCUCCUACCUCAUGAUGCUGAACUGGCAUACAAAAUUGCACUGAGAGCAAUGCGAUUACUAGUAUUGGAAUCUACUGCUCCAACAGGAGAUAUGUCCCGCCCACACCACAUUGCAUCAGUUGUUCCAAACCGGUAUCCCCGCUGGUUUACCCUAAGCCACAUUGAGUCCCAGCAGUGUGAAUUGGCAUCAACUAUGCUAACAGCAGCCAAAGGAGAUGUUCGGAGGCUUGAAACAGUAUUAGAAUCCAUCCAGAAAAACAUUCACUCCUCAUCACACAUUUUUAAGCUUGCCCAAGAUGCAUUUAAGAUAGCAACUCUCAUGGACAGUUUGCCAGAUAUCACUCUUUUGAAAGUGUCUCUGGAGCUGGGCCUUCAGGUUAUGCGAAUGACACUGUCCACUUUAAAUUGGCGACGGCGGGAAAUGGUGAGAUGGUUGGUAACAUGUGCAACUGAAGUGGGUGUUUAUGCACUGGAUAGUAUCAUGCAGAGCUGGUUUACGCUCUUCACCCCAACAGAAGCCACUAGUAUUGUUGCUACAACGGUGAUGUCCAACAGCACCAUUGUCCGUCUACAUCUAGACUGCCACCAGCAGGAAAAACUGGCUGGCAGUGCUAGGACGCUUGCUCUUCAGUGUGCCAUGAAGGACCCUCAGAACUGCGCCCUCUCUGCACUGACCUUGUGUGAAAAGGAUCACAUAGCUUUUGAGACCGCUUACCAAAUUGUUCUCGAUGCUGCUACGACCGGCAUGAGCUACACGCAGCUUUUCACGAUAGCCCGGUACAUGGAGCACCGCGGUUACCCCAUGAGGGCCUAUAAGCUGGCUACAUUGGCCAUGACGCAUCUCAACCUGAGUUACAAUCAGGACACACACCCUGCCAUUAAUGACGUUUUGUGGGCAUGUGCGCUCAGCCACUCCCUCGGGAAAAAUGAGCUAGCGGCUAUAAUACCUCUGGUGGUCAAAAGUGUCAAAUGCGCAACAGUACUCUCAGACAUUUUGCGCAGAUGUACUUUGACCACUCCUGGGAUGGUGGGACUUCAUGGAAGGAGGAACUCUGGUAAGCUCAUGUCGCUGGACAAAGCCCCUUUAAGGCAACUCCUGGAUGCCACAAUUGGAGCCUACAUUAACACCACACAUUCGCGACUCACACACAUCAGUCCUCGACACUAUAGUGAGUUUAUCGAGUUCCUUAGCAAGGCCCGAGAGACCUUCUUAAUGGCUCAUGAUGGACACAUUCAGUUUACACAGUUUAUUGACAACCUAAAGCAAAUCUACAAAGGCAAAAAGAAACUGAUGAUGUUGGUGCGUGAGCGGUUUGGUUGAUAGAAUGUGUGUGAAUGGGAGGAGGGGUGGGGGGAGGGGGGAAUGGUUUGUUUUUACUUGAGCCUGCCUUUGUAUCCUUUUUAACUUAAAGAAACAGAGCCACACCGGUAUUAUAUGUGUAUAGUUAUAUUGAGUUUGCAAACUAAAUUGUCAUGUUGUGAAAGUUUGUGUGUUUUCCAUUUUUUUCCCCCUUUUUUUCGGUUUUGUAUGAGAGAGAGGUUAAAAAAAAGGUUUGGUUUACACUGAGUAUAUGUUGUCAAGUGGCAAAAGUCCACACAGCUCUCCUGUUUUCUGUAUCCGUUCACAGCCUCAAAAAUGAUUGCAAUGGCUUUAAAAACCAAACAAAACACCUCCAUCCUGUGAUAAGUACCUCGAAUGGAUUCAGCUUUACUCCUUUGUAACUCAUCUUUACAUUUCAGCAUAUUUAAACCAACCAACACAAUGAAAUCCUAAUAGUUAAAAAAAAAAAAAAGGCUGACCACGUGGCUUUGCAGUGCUGUUCAUCCGGAAGCAUGGCACCCAGUGCUUGUGCAUGUGGAAACUUAGCGACUGUCAACAUACAUUCUCAGGGAUUUAUCAAAAAAAUUAAAAAAAAAAAAAAGAAUGAGAGCAUUUAUUGUACUGUAUAUAUAUUAUAGUAUAUGUCUGAAUAUUGAAAAAAUAUAACAUUAACUAAUUUAUAAAAAUAUUCUAUGUAAUGCAAAAUACUUGAAGCUGCAGUAGCUUGGUUUUAAACAAAAAAAAAAAAAAAAAAAAAAAUGAGAGAAUCUACCCGAAGGACUAAAAGUGCGCCUUGCUCCAGGGGUGACUCAGGUGGUGAACUUUAUGCUGGGCAUCUAUGCAGAGCCACCAUUUGGAUUGCAUGGUUAGACUGAUAGCUGUUGGGGAAAUUAUAUAUGUAUAUAUAUUUAUACAACUUAUGUAUACAUAUAUAUAUGUAUGUAUGUAUACACACAUACACACACACACACAUACACUGCACACCACACAUGCUUGUAACAGGCACUACAAUAAAGAGGGACAACAUAAGACACAGCCAGAGCAGCAAGCCUUAGCAUUAAGAGUACAGUAUGCCAGAACUGAGGUUUGUGCCUCCUAGCCGAGAAAACUUAAAACAUAUUCCCUUUUGACACAAAACGCAAAAUGUUUUCCAAAACAAUUGACAUACUUUACGCCUUUGCAGUGAGCUAAUAAUAAGCUAACCUUUGUGCACAAAUAACAUAUAUAUAUUAUAUAUAUAUAUAUAUAUAUUCUGCAUAGGUAUUUUGACUUUGUGCAGGACAGAAAGUUGUGUAGGUAUGACUGUUCUACUUUUCAGUUGUCUUUUUUUAAUAUAUUUUAUUUUCUCUAGAAUUACUCAAACAAAAGCAGCCUUCUAUCUUGCCUUGUCUUAAUGCUUUAAAAUAACCAAACUGGAGAUCUAACUACCAAACUGUUCAUUAUAUUAUUAAAUACCAACUUUGGUUACAGUAUAGUGUCUUUACUUUAGCUGAUGGUUCUGUAUCCUUGUGCUUUUGAAAGCAAUUUUUAUGUUUUGGUGCAAAAGUUGUCCAGUGUCUCUUGUUCCCUUCAUUAGAGAACAUGCUAGAGGUAUGUUUGUAGGUAUUUUUGUUUAGAGAAACUAUUUCAUGCUCUCCAUUUUAUUUAUUAUAAUAGAUAAAAAAGGUUGUACUUCAUCACCCAUGUAAACAUGCUCAUGAAGUUGAAAGUAAUUAAGAUUUGAUACACUGAUAUCAAUUUAUUUAUGUAACUAAAUCACUGUUUUAUAAACUUGUUAAUGAUCAACAAUUUUUGUUUUGAUUAAAAUUAGUUUUUUGAAAGUUGA